This is a messenger RNA of Cynoglossus semilaevis (tongue sole), 7482 nucleotides long. It is a transcript of the gene hecw2b, whose product is annotated as HECT, C2 and WW domain containing E3 ubiquitin protein ligase 2b. The transcript is spliced from 31 exons. Gene Ontology annotation, biological process: ubiquitin-dependent protein catabolic process; regulation of dendrite morphogenesis; protein ubiquitination. Gene Ontology annotation, cellular component: cytoplasm. The record is from RefSeq and is a predicted model, not a curated record. Gene Ontology annotation, molecular function: ubiquitin protein ligase activity; protein binding. NCBI's taxonomy places the organism in Eukaryota, Metazoa, Chordata, Actinopteri, Pleuronectiformes, Cynoglossidae. Bases 1265 to 5905 code for a protein of 1546 amino acids.
GUUUUUUUUUCCUUGGUUUAUUUACUUUUUUUAAAUAAUUUCACAUUUUGCUAUCAUAGACGAUUAGUUCCCUGUUUUUUUCUCUGUGUGUUGAGACUUCAUUAAGAAACGAUUAAAUCCUUUAUAGCAAUUUACAUCAUAGCUUUAAGGUCUUAGGAUCAGUAUUUUAUUCCAAUAUCUCUUUCCCGUAAAAAAAGAAAACUGUUUACAUAUUAUAAAAGUAAGAAUUUCGAGGGGUACUUGAACGCAACACUAGCUUGAUACUCACAGCGUUACUCACAGUAGAUGUCUCCUGUUGGAUUUACCUACUGAAUUGAUCUAAUAGACACAAUUACAUUUAUAGCAAAGUCGGCUCUGCUGUAACGGGCAGUAAUACGUCAACGAAAUGAGAGGGUGACAUGUUGUUCUGCUUUCCGGGAGGAAAAGUGAGUGGAGCAGCGGAUACGGGAGGGAGGCGGAUGUGGAGCAGAGGAAUAAAUAACACAUCCACUAUCUGUAUUCGGAGGAAAACACUACGCUGCGGACGUCCGCAAGUAUCACCAGAGGCAGGACGCUUAUUCCUUUAUUGCUGUUCUUCACAUGGACAUUUUAUUAGGAAGAUGUCGCCUUAAGGGAAAAAGGCUGAAUAACCGAGUAUUGUCGGCCCAGCAGCCGGGUUCAAGAGGCCCUAGUUCCGACACCCAAGCUAGAGCAACUUGUUCGGAUCUAUUUUUGGCAUAUGUGCGAUUUCCUGGAACUCUGUUGUAAAGUUGUCAGAUGUUCUUCCAUCCAUGUGGACCACAGGUCUACCCUGUCAUUUAUCAACGAGGAUUAAGGACCACAUCACCUUUACUACCUUCUCACUGGUCAUUCUCUCUACCGCCCCCCUUUGGACGAACAGCAGGGGCAUGAUGUGAACUCAACAAUACACUGCUGCUGCCACUGCAUCAAUGAUAUGUGCUGACAAUCUCAAACUUUGGAGCUGACAGUAUAUUUUGGUGGGGGGUAGAACUGGAACUCCUGUCCUCAUCCAGAGACUUCCCUCGACCCAGACGUCUUUGCCUCCUAUUCUUUCUUUCUCCCUGUUGUCCUUUAAGUUUCAAUCAUUCGACCCUCCCUAACCACAGCUUUGCUCCCCCCUCGCCCUUGCCCCCGGUCAUUUUCCAACUCCUCGUCUUCUGUCACCUCCUUACCUCACAACCUUCAUCAUCACCACCAUCACAAUCGUCAUCAUCUUCCUCAGCACAACCACUCAUCACCUGUUCCUACUGACUCAGCUGACACAAUGGCGUUGGCAGCUGCCGCCUCCUCCUCAUCCAUUUCUUCUUCUCCACCAACAACAUCAUCAGCAGCAAAUGGCAGCGCCCGAGAGCACCUCCUGGUUGUGCGGCAGCGCGUCCCACAGACUCGGCCCUACACAAUUGGGCCUGAAAACCUUUGUGGGUUGUCAAUGCAGGGCCCAGUGAGUGGCUCCGCUUCUGGCUCCUCAUCGCCCUCUUCUGCCAUGUCAUCAGGGGGUGAGCCAGAAUCAGCCAGUAUGGGACUCCAGCGGGCCAACAGCGACACAGACCUGGUCUCCUCAGAUAGCCGCUCCUCACUCACAGCAUCUACAUACCAGUUUACUCUUGGUCAUGGCAGCCUCAUUAUUUUCUGGGACAUUAAGGAAGAAGUGGACGCCACCGACUGGAUUGGUCUCUACCACAUAGAUGAAACAUGUGUAGCCAACGUGUGGGACUCCAAGAACCGCGGUGUAAACGGCACUCAGAAGGGUCAGAUCGUAUGGAGACUAGAGCCUGGACCGUACCUCAUGGAACCGGAGACUAAAAUCUGUUUCAAAUACUAUCAUGGUGUGAGUGGAGCUUUGAGAGCGACGACACCUUGUAUCACUGUCAAGAACCUUACAGUACCAGCUGCCGGUGAAGGUCAAUUAGAUGACCAAUCAGGGAUAGAGCACUGUCGUAAACUUGUCAGUUUCACUCUAUCAGACAUUCACGCAGCAGGUCUGAAGAAGGGCAUGUUCUUCAACCCAGACCCAUAUUUAAAGAUGUCCAUCCAGCCUGGAAAGAGAACUGGUCUGCCCAAGUUCACCCACCAUGGCCAGGAGAGGCGGUCAUCCAUUAUUGCCAACACUAUCAACCCUGUGUGGCAAGGCGAGAAGUACACCUUUGUGGCUCUGAUGACCGAUGUGCUGCAGAUUGAAGUAAAAGAUAAAUUUGCCAAAAGCCGACCAAUCAUCAAGCGCUUUUUGGGUCAGCUGAUUAUCCCUGUACAAAGAUUGCUGGAGCGUCCAACAGAUGAUCAGACGUUCAGGUACAGCCUUGGACGCCGUCUUCCAACAGACCAUGUAAGCGGACAUCUUCUGUUUAGAGUGGACAUAACCUCUAUUGGGCAUGAAGCAGAAGCUUCCCCCGACACAAUGGAAACCAUUUUGGGUGCCACAGCGAACGGUGACCCAGGCAGUCCUUCAGAUGAUGAAGACCUUCCCCAGCCCUCUACGUCCUCGUACGUCACAUGCAGAUUCUCCCCCACAGGUGUGGAUGUGGGCUCCCCACUGGUCAAUGGCACUUGCUACUUUGGGGAGGACAAUGUGUGGCGGGAACCCGGGCACGUGGUGGAAGAGGAUCUGCGUCCCGUGGCUGCGGGUGGCCAUACUCACCGACAGGUGUCCCUCAAUGACUACCUAGAUGCUGUAGGGACCCCCUGUAGUCCUGGAGACCAGUCUCUGAGUGGAGCUUUGCCAAAGCUGCGUUCCAGUUUUCCCACGGACACGCGGCUUAACGCUAUGCUACACAUAGACUCAGAUGAGGAUGAUGAUGAAGCUGCAGGGCAGCACAGAGACCAAUCACAGGAGGCCAAGACUCUGCCCAGCUCUGUGUUACCGAGCACAUCAGUUGAGUGUCAGCAGGGCAAUGGUGGUUCAGUCAGAGACUCACAGACUGAAGCUGUGGCCACAGCCGAGCCACAGGCUGAGUCUUCGGAGGCUCAAACCAUAACCAUCGCAGAAAGUGCGGCUGUAGCUCCGACGCCAACGAGAAGCUCCACAGCCUCUGAAGCUGCAGAUGAGACUUUAGAGGUUGAAGGUGCAAGAGAUGAGGUAGAAGCUUCCUGCUCUGAUCAGGCCUCAGGGACAGAGGCAGCUGCAAACUCUGAGUCAGGGGCGUCUGUGAGAGAGUGUACCUGCAGGGCGGCGACAAACCUGGAUGCGUCCAGUAACUCUGCACUUGGUCCUCUUUCACAAAUCCAGGAAGUGGAGGUAGAAAAAGAAGUAGCUCCGAAGGCUGAGGAGGAAGGCGCGGAGUUAAUAAGCAGCCAGGCAAACGGUCCAAUAGCAGCAGCAGCAGCCGAAGAAGAUCAGACUUCUGCGUGUGGCGCUCAAGCAAGUGGCGGGAUCGCACAGGACGAGGAUGAAAGGAGGGAGGUGUGGAGGAGACGCCAGUCCAUGCAGACCAUGGACAGCAGAGCCCAGAACCAGGAAGAGAGCCAGAGUGUGGCCACGGGGGAGAGAGAGACAGGUGUGUGUGUAGGGGCAGCUGCCCCAGCUCAGAUGACUGGCCACCCAUCAGUUCGCUCAGUCCCAUCAGUGCGCCAUGAAGCUAAUCGCUACCAAAGAGUGGAUGAGCCGCUGCCACCAAACUGGGAGGCUCGCAUUGACAGCCAUGGACGGAUCUUCUAUGUGGACCAUGUAAACAGAACCACAACAUGGCAGCGCCCCACAGCGCCCCCUGCACCACAGAUACUACAGAGAUCGAACUCGAUACAACAAAUGGAGCAAUUAAACCGCAGGUAUCAAAGCAUACGCAGAACGAUAACCAAUGAGAGCAGACCAGAGGAGCUUCCAGUACAAGAACUGGACGAUACCGACAUGCACUCCACAAUACCAGAGCUGCGCAGGGACAAUAAUGUGGCCCAGUCCAGUUCCAGGUCUCGCUUGACUCUGCUGCUUCAGUCUCCCAGCGCCAAAUUCCUCAUUAGCCCCGACUUCUUCAGUGUGCUGCAUUCCAACCCUAGUGCCUACCGGAUGUUUGCCUCCAACACGUGUCUGAAACACAUGAUCAGUAAGGUUCGCAGAGAUGCCCACCAUUUUGAGCGCUACCAGCACAACAGGGACUUGGUGGCCUUUCUCAACAUGUUCACCAACAAGCAGCUGGAGCUGCCCAGAGGCUGGGAGAUGAAGCACGACCACAUGGGCAAGCCAUUCUUUGUGGACCAUAACUGCCGAGCAACCACCUUCAUCGACCCCCGGCUGCCCCUCCAGAGCACACGACCCCCCAGCAUCCUGGCUCACCGCCAACACCUGACCCGCCAGCGCAGUCACAGUGCUGGUGAAGUCAGCACACGGCGACUGGUUGGAGACGAUCGUCAUGCUGGCCCCCCAGUUAUACCACGGCCCUCCAGCACGUUUACCUCUGCCAACAGGGGGCAGUGUCCAGACAUUGUGCCAGUGGCCUACAACGACAAGAUCGUGGCAUUCCUUAGGCAAAUGAACAUCUUUGAGAUUUUGCAGGAACGACAACCAGACAUCAGUCGGAACCAUUCACUGAGGGAGAAGGUGCAGCUGAUCCGAAGUGAUGGAGUAUCAGGAUUGGCCAGGUUGUCUGGAGAUGCUGACCUGGUCAUGUUGUUGAGCCUGUUUGAAGAUGAAGUCAUGUCUUAUGUGCCCCCCCACGCUUUACUUCACCCAAGCUACUGCCAGUCACCACGGGGAUCUCCUGUCUCCUCGCCACAGAAUUCACCUGGCACUCAGAGGGCAAAUGCUCGAGCCCCAGCUCCGUACAAAAGAGACUUUGAGGCCAAGCUGCGUAACUUCUACAGGAAGCUCGAAACUAAAGGUUACGGCCAAGGACCAGGAAAAUUAAAGUUGAUCAUCCGCCGUGACCAUCUGCUGGAGGAUGCUUUCAACCAGAUCAUGUGCUACUCUCGCAAAGACCUGCAGCGCAGCAAACUCUAUGUUAGUUUUGUGGGGGAGGAAGGACUGGACUACAGUGGACCGUCCAGAGAGUUCUUUUUCCUGGUGUCCAGGGAGCUCUUCAACCCCUACUAUGGUCUUUUUGAAUAUUCGGCCAACGACACCUACACCGUCCAGAUCAGCCCCAUGUCUGCCUUCGUAGAUAAUCACCAUGAAUGGUUUCGAUUCAGCGGUCGUAUCCUGGGUCUGGCUCUAAUCCAUCAAUACCUGCUGGACGCCUUUUUUACCAGACCAUUCUAUAAAGGCCUGUUGCGGAUUCCCUGUGACCUGAGUGAUCUUGAGUACCUGGACGAGGAAUUUCACCAGUCUCUCCAGUGGACAAAGGACAAUGACAUAGAGGACAUCCUGGAACUCACGUUCACUGUCAACGAGGAAGUCUUUGGACAGAUUACGGAGAGAGAGCUCAAACCUGGUGGAGCUAACAUCCCAGUCUCAGAGAAGAAUAAGAAGGAAUACAUUGAGCGGAUGGUGAAGUGGAGGAUAGAGAGAGGAGUUGUGCAACAGACUGAGAGUCUGGUCAGAGGCUUCUAUGAGGUAGUAGAUUCCAGGUUAGUGUCAGUGUUUGAUGCCAGAGAACUGGAACUGGUGAUUGCUGGCACAGCUGAGAUCGAUUUGUCGGACUGGAGGAACAGCACAGAGUACAGAGGAGGUUACCAUGACAACCACAUAGUGAUUCGCUGGUUCUGGGCAGCGGUGGAGAGAUUCAACAAUGAACAGAGACUACGACUGCUGCAGUUUGUGACAGGGACAUCCAGUAUUCCUUACGAAGGCUUUGCUGCACUGAGAGGCAGCAACGGGCCGCGCAGAUUCUGCGUGGAGAAGUGGGGGAAGGUGACGUCACUGCCCAGGGCUCACACCUGCUUCAACCGCCUGGAUCUGCCCCCUUACCCAUCCUUCUCAAUGCUGUACGAGAAGAUGCUGACGGCUGUGGAGGAGACCAGCACCUUUGGCCUGGAGUGAAACACCUCAGACACCAAAGUUGAACAUGACUCUCCUUUAGUUUUGGAGACAAAGAGAAAGCCCCACAGCAGCAGCAGCAGCAGGAUGAGACUUAACAUCUGGAUUCUAAGCCUAGUUUGUGGACUACGGUUGAGAUGAGAUGAUAUUUUUUUGGUCAGCACCUGCAUGUAUCAGGCACUUGCUUAACAACUCACACUGCCACCUGUUUGAAGACACACUCUCCAGUAAAGUUCAAACUGUGAAUCUGACCCAAUCAGAGGAUGCCUUUGAUGUGGCCCACGAACACUCAUUAUGUAUUGGGAGUAGUCCAAUCGCCCCUAGUGGCCUAGUGAUCAAACUACACUCUUGAUGCUGGUAUUUAUUUUUCUGUAGGCCCUUUCACACUGGCAUGGCUCUGACUUGGUUCCAGUUGGACUCUGUUUUGGACUCUAUCUAGCCUUUGGUCUUCAGUCCGAAAUUGGUUCUCAGCCAAAGAACAAAGAUACCUUUUAUACUUGCAGUGUUCAGUGAUUUUCUUAACAGAAAAAAAGUUGGAAGUUGCCUCAGUACUGUGAAAAAGGAGAGUGGACAUGACAGACUGCGAUGGAUGCAGGGUGGUUCACUGAAGGCAACAGAGAUCUGAACCAAAUUAGAACCAGAACUAGGUCUGUGCCAGUUUAAGACUGUCCCACUGGUAUGUACAGAAUCUGAUUUCUUGGUUUCCUCAGUAAAAGUCUGAACCGGCUUGUGCCUUGACAGCGAAAAAACUGAUUUGGAUCAAUUUGCAUUACUGGUGCAAAAGAAGGCUGUUUCACUGAGAGCACUAAGGCUUUGAAUCAGAACAGGGCCAGAGCAGUGCUAACUCAGCCCAGUGCAUGGUUUCUAGUUACAUAUUCCACUGAGUUGUGCCUUGACUCCAAAAUACAAGUUGUUACAGGACUCAGAAAAUAACAUUUGAUUUUGUCAUUACAUCAUCAUUGCGCACAUCCAUUGAUCAUUGGUCAGAAGUAAGUAAAUGGACAUCUCCUGUAUUUCAGGAUAGAAGCUGUAGGGAAGAUCAUGAUCUAAGACAGUGAAAGCUUUGGUGCAUGUUUACAUUGGCCAUGUUGACAGUAUAUAUGUUCCACUAACAACUAUUCAGCAAACAUUUUCUGGGAGACUUUUUAAAUGCUGUUACUAGCCUCUGUUUAUUUUGUUGAAAUGAAUUCAUGGAUACCUUUAAUGGACUUUGGCGCUGCAGUGGUUGUGGUUGUUACAGUUUUCAAAGUAUCAAUCCAAUACCUUCCUUUCUCCUUCAGCUGAGGUCAUCGUGUCCCUAUUCAUGGCAUGUUGUGCAAUGUUGAACAUUUGGGUCAGACGGCCUUCCGUUUUUUUUUUUUUUUUGUUUUUGUUUUUUUUUUAUGUUUGAUCCUGAAACUUUGACCAAUAUUGGAGAGAUCAAUCAGACAAAAUAAGUGCUGUGUCAGUAACAUAUUAUAUGAUGCUAUUUGUGUUGUAGGGGCUGCUUUUACCUACAUCAACCAGGGGAGACAAAAUGAGCUGACACUUACUCAUGUAGCAACUUGAAUACAUAAACCAGAAAUAUGGACUUUUUGCUG